Molecule: messenger RNA, 2784 nt
Organism: Closterium sp. NIES-67
Lineage: Eukaryota; Viridiplantae; Streptophyta; Zygnematophyceae; Desmidiales; Closteriaceae
Source: the annotation of a GenBank genome assembly
CAUGCGGAAGCUAGGAUCACAGGAAUUCACCCCGUCUUAGCCGAUUCCUCGGGUUCGCCACACUCUGCCAGAUUUCUCCGUCUCCAGAUCCGCAUAUCGUGGCAGCGCAUGUUAGACCCUCCCGUAUUCGCUGUUGUUGCGGAGCUAUACCAAAAUCACCUUAGGCAUCACUCAUGGGCCUCCUAAUCUCCGAGUCAAUGCUGCUGCGGAGCGCAGAGGACUGGCUCAACAUGACCUUCGGAGUGCGCCCCGAGGAUGUCGCCACAUACCACCCGGUCUUUAAAGACGCGCUCCUCUCCUCCGUGCGCACGAAGCGCCGUUACACUGGUCUCCCCAGCCCGCCGCAUUGCCCGGCGGACCAGACGCUCUGGCCUCUGCCCGCGUCGAUUAACGUCGGAUCGCAGCAGCCCCGAGCCGUGGGAUUCGACUCCCACUCGUCGCGUCUCCAGGGAAAAGCGUCGCCUGACAAAGAAUCGUCGAAAGCGUCGCAAGAAGAGGCAGCACUUGUGAAAACCCCCUUCGCGAGCCCGAAGGACCCCGGCAAUCUCGAUGCUGACGUGGACCCUUUCUCGCCGCUCACGCCGCCGUCUCCCCAAACCCCCACCUUCUCCCCGCCCGUCUCUUUCUUCUCCCCCAACCUCUCCGCUCCCUUCCGCCCGCUCCUCUUCUCCCCCUUCACCUGCGGCGCCUCCUCCCCGCCCAUCUCCUCCCCCCCCUCCGCCUCCUCUUCCCGCAACCGCACUCCAAGCAACGGCGUUUUCGUUCAAUCUCAAUCCCACAAUGGGCGGAAGUGGGGGAGGCCUGUCGGGCGGCUGCUGUUCGGCGAUACGGGGGACGAGGACGAGACAGGGCGGAGGAGAGAGGAAGAGGCGAGGGAGCAAGACCUUGGGUCGGACCGGGGAGCAGAAAUAGGAGAGGUGACUCAGGCGAAGCUAACGAGAGACGACUGCGCGUCGUCAGCGUCUUCCGCGCCCUCCUCCUCCUUCUCCUCCUCGCCGUCCUUCCCGUCGCGUUCAGCGGCAGCAGCAGCAAAAGCAGCAGCGGCGGUGGCAGCAAACGCAGCGAGCGGCCGGCCGGCGUUCGUGGGCGGACACGUGGCGGCGGCAGCUGAUAGGUACCGCGUGCUGGCGGAGGAGACGGCUCGGCUGGAGGAGGAGUACGAGGUGGGGGAGCGGCUGGGCAGCGGGCACUUCGGGUGCGCGCGCGUGUGCCGGGAGAGGCGCACGGGGCGGCUGCUGGCGUGCAAGUCGAUUGACAAGGCGAAGCUCCGAUACUGUGGCAAGGAGGAGCAGGAGGAGGAGGCGCAGGCGCGGAAGUGCGCAACCCCCUUAUCUUCCCCCUCACCCCCUCCCCCCACUCCCGCACCACCACCACCACCCUCCGCCGCCUCCCCUCUCCAGUCCCUCCUCUCCCCCGCAAUCCGAGUAAAGCUCGCCGAUUUCGGGCUGUCGGUGUUCCUGCCCCCCGGGCAACUAGUCAAGGGGCUAGCCGGCAGCCCCUACUAUCUCGCCCCGGAGGUGCCCAGCGGGUGGUACGGCUUCCCCGCGGAUAUAUGGAGCCUGGGCGUGGUGCUGUACCUGAUGCUCUCCGGCCAUGUGCCGUACUAUGGCAAGACGGAUGCGGAGAUCCUGAGAGCCAUUGAGUGCGGCACCACUGUGAGCACUAUUGCUGCAAGCACCGGUGCCACCAGCAGCAAUGCCACCAACAGCAGCAACUGCAGCAGCAGUGGAGAAGUUGAGGAUUGCAGAACUGCCUCAACAGGCGCCUCCUCUCCUCCUCUUCCUCCUCUUCCUCCUCCCCCCCAUACUACUUCUACCAACACCUUCUAUCCAGAGCCCACGACGCUUCUCUCCCUCCUCCGCUCCCCGUUCUCCUCUCCCCGCGAUCCAUUCUCCUUCCCCCAGUCACGCCCCCAGCCCUCCCCUGACCCAACAGCGGGUGCAGGCCUCACCACCAAGUCCAGGCUGUCGCCGUCCCCAUUACAGGGCGAUGCAAUACAGGCAUGCGUUGAGCCGCCCGUGCUACACGCCCUGUCAGAAGGCUUUGGUCCUGAGCCUUGGAAACAGACAAGUGGGGUGGCGAGCGGUGCAGUGGAAGGGAGAGGGGUGGAGUGGAGUGGAAACGCAGCCAUGGUUCAAGACAAAGGGGCAGUGGUGGCAGGUAGAGGGGAGGUGGAGAGGCGAGGGGAGCAGCAGGAGUGGCACGAGGCAGGUAGGAGGGAGGACAUAUGGGAGAGAAUUGAGCUGUCGGAAAGCGAUGGCGAUGGUGAUGGUUUCAGGGCCAGCGGCAGUGAAUCUGGCAGUGGCAGUGGCAGAGGCAGCGGCAGAGGGAGCGCAGCAGAUGGAAUGCAGGGCUGUGAUGAUGACACGGAUGGGGGGCUUCCUUGCUCGCAGGUAGGGGGCAACAGUAGUUGUGAGUUGUGGGAGCAGCAACAGCAGCAGGGAGGCUGCACCAACAUCAGCUGUGGCAGCAGGAGGAGGGGCAGUAAAUGCUGUGCAGAGAGCUGCUCUUUUGUGUCUGGCGAAGUUGCAAUGGUGGAGGGAGGAGCAGUGGAGGGGGGAGAAGUGGUGCAAGGGCGGAUGAGUGCGGAGGGGAUGAAGGAGAGGGACCUAGAGGGAGCAAGUGGGUCAGCCUGGUUGGAUAGUUUGGCAUCCGACAUUGAUCUGUGCUCCGGGCUGGAGCUUGUUGAAAGCUUUUAUUUGCUGCUGUAGGACGUUUAUGUGCAUCGGCAGCUGCUUGGCUUUGUGACCUCUGUACUAAGAGGUUUAGCAUAGACUGAUUGUG